GGAAAACCUCUGGCACUGUGAUUUUAGCCACGUUUUCGGUGCUUCACUAGGAGCAUGCUGCUUCAUUUCACUGCUGAUAAAUAAGUAAUUAUUCUUCUUCCCCAGAAAAAAACAUUGAGUCAGCUAUCACAGCCCUGGAAGGGGCAGAGCCCACCUUAAUUAUAUUGAGGUUGCAGCCUCAGCAUAGGUCUGUUCUCUGCUCUUUGCCCUGAAAAUAGUACUGUAGUUGUGCUGUACUCAGACUAUACAUACAACUUAAAAGAUAUCAAGGGCUGACCUUGACCUCAAGCCCUCAGAAUUAAGCUUUAAGGAGUCAACUUAAGGGAAGGUAAAAGAAGCAUAUUAACCCAUUUGCUUCUUUUUGAAUAUUUUAUUAACAAUGUUUGGGGAGACCCACUGACCAAAUACUUCUCUAACUGUCAAAGGAAAAUUUUAAGAGCCCCCUUGGAAAUUGGACUGAUUUUAGGGUGCUUCAUUUCCCACCCCCCCCUGCAUCCCCAUUUUCCAACCUGCAGUGAUGAGGCUGGACUCGAUCCCGGAGGUCUUUUCCAACCCUGUGGUUCUGAUUCCAUAACUGGAACAUUCCCAUGCUUCCUCAAGCCUCUAAGACUUUGUCCUGUUGGGUUUUUUUCCUCUCCCAGAUAAAAGCCAGAGAAACAAAAAUUAUCCAGGAGACCGAAGGAGGGAAGUUUGGGAAUCUCGUGGCUUAUUCCAUCCUGUCUCAGAGGCACCUGAGGGAAACAGUCACUUUGCUCCAGGAUUCCUCCAGGCUCAAGAAGGUGGCCUUGAGGUGCCAAAAGGAGGGCACAGGCCUGGAACACCUCGUGGGAGAAGAUUUAUCAGUUGAUGGUGACACCAGGGACGUUCUGCAUCUCCUGAAGGACAACUCAGAGCAUGUACUUUUAGUGCUGGAAUUUAUACAAACUGUAAGAUUAUUACAGCUGAGAGAGAGACACUUCAAGGAAAUAGUCAGCAGCCUAAAAGGCUCUGAGAAGUUUGUGGAGGAAGCAAAUCUCAUAACCAGUGAAGUGAGAAAAUUCAGAGAGCAGAAAAUGAGAAGGCUGGAGGGACAGUUGAAAGCCUCCCUGAAAAACAGAGGAACCAAGAAGAGGAUUUCAAGCAGUUUUGAUCCACUGCAGAUCAAAACCACCACCUUGAAAAGAGAAGAAACCACAGAAGAAAGGGAAGACCCGUGGCAGGCUUUCCAAGGGGAGCAUCUGGACCUCAAAGGAUCUCCCAGCUGGGCAACACCAGCUGAAGGAGCAAAGCUGCAGGAUCAGCUGCUCCCUGGAGAGCAGAGGAGGAGGAGGAGGAGGAGGAGGGAGCUCUCAGGGCUGCAGCAGGACGGGGACUCGAGGGAAGAGCACAGGGAAGGAAAAGCUUUCCCAGGAAAGGAUUUUCACCCAGAUUUGCAGGAGCUGAGGAUGAGAUCAGGAGGAUACAGAAAAGAAAACAGGCAGCAAAGCAGCAGUUCUGCAUCCUCCACCCCCCAGCCCCUCAGGGCUCCAGGGCCCCACCAGAAGGCAGAGGAACAGCUCCUCUGCUUCUUGGCUAAGAAUAUCAAGGUGCUGAAGCAGGCAGAGCAUGUGAUGGCCUCCAGAAUCAUUCUGCUGAAUCCACAGUUCACAGCAGCUCCUCUGGGUGGUGGUGACGAAACCAAGUGUGUAAAAACCUCUUUUCUCCUCGAUCUGCUGAGGGAGGUGAACGAGGAGCUCCGGAGUCACGCGGUGGCAGCUGGGCUGGGGCAGAGCCAAGGGCUGGCCCGAGGUAAAUCCCACCCCUGCUCUUUCUGGAAUAGCCAGAAUUGGGCAGCAAGUUGGGCUCAGGGUACAGAGGAUGGCUCGUGGACUCAGGGAGAGGAACCAGCAGCAGUUGAUCCUGCAGCCCUCUCUGCCAGAGAGUUUGUCAUUUAUCAGUAUGGCAUCUCCAUCCUACAGUUUCUCAGACUUCACAUUAAUGCCCCAGAAAUCAGGCUGUGUGUGGCCUCCAGCCUCCCCCCCAGUGAUGCCACAGGCAAUGCCUUCAGGGGCUCUUUCUUUUACCAGAAUUCCAAGAACAAACUCUUCGUCCUGAGGGAUUGCCUGAGCUCUGUGGGAGGUUUCCUGCUCCUCCUGGUGCACUGCUUGGCUCAUGUCUCUGCUGCUGAGCUCCACCAUGACACCAACCCCCUCUUCCUGAGCCUUUUUUAUCAGGCACUGAAAGCCUGUCUCAGUGAAAUGUUCUCCCUCAGACUGCAGCUCUCAGCAGCUCCCCAGGGCAGUAAAUGCCAGGGGAUAAGCCAGGUGUUGCUGAAGGAGGAACCCUUCUCCAAGGAGGGAGCAAACCUCAUCUCCCAGCUUUACGAAGUCAAAGUGAAAAGGCCCACGGACAUGGAAGGCUUUGAGAAGCACAUGAGGAACAACCUCCUGCUCUGCAUGAAAUCUGAGGAACCACAGCAUGACAAGUGGCUCGUGGAGAAAAAAGAGCAUUUCCCUCAUGGAAAGGACAGCUUAGGAUGCUUUGAAGAGGAAACCUGCACUUCCUUGUCCCCUUCAGAACUUGAGGAUAAAGUGGACGUGUUAACUGAGGAGCUGGUGCAGAUCAUAGAGGAUGAACACCAGUUUUUAAGCAGCAAAGGCAACGAAGACCUGCUUUGUUACUACCUUGAAAUCACUAGUUUGGAGAAGGACUGUCUGCUAAAACAAAUCAAUGCAUUAGAGGAGGAAAUAGCCCUGGGCAGAAAGUUGUAGUGGCACUCAAAGCCUUGGUGGUUUUGUUCUACCUUGGGUCUCUGCUUUGCCUAUCAGGCUUUAAGCCAAAGUAAACCCUCUAUUUCUGUUUUA
Pseudopipra pipra is the source of this 2822-nucleotide messenger RNA. RefSeq lists its product as uncharacterized. The coding region runs from base 588 to 2729 and encodes 713 amino acids. The transcript has 13 exons. Lineage: Eukaryota; Metazoa; Chordata; Aves; Passeriformes; Pipridae. The record is from RefSeq and is a predicted model, not a curated record.